GUUCCAGAUUUUCAGGAGCAUGAUAUCUUCUUGUGGAGGAAGGAAACCGGCUUUGGCUUUAGAAUUCUUGGAGGGAAUGAACCUGGGGAGCCAAUAUUCAUAGGUCAUAUCGUGCCUCUGGGAUCAGCUGAUGCAGACGGUCGGCUGAGAUCAGGCGAUGAAUUGAUCUGUGUGGAUGGCACAGCUGUAGUUGGGAAAUCCCAUCAACUCGUAGUACAGCUUAUGCAGCAAGCAGCUAAACAAGGCCAUGUCAAUUUAACCAUAAGACGUAAAGUAGUUUAUCCAGUUCUCAAAACAGAAAAUGAAGUCCCUGCCUCACCAGCAUCUUCCCAUCAUAGUAGUAACCAGCCCGCAUCUCUGACAGAGGAGAAACGCACUCCCCAGGGCAGCCAAAACUCACUAAACACUGUUAGCUCUGGCAGUGGCUCCACCAGUGGAAUCGGCAGCGGUGGAGGUGGAGGGAGCGGCUUAGUCAGCACUGUGGUUCAACCUUAUGACGUGGAAAUUCAACGUGGUGAAAAUGAAGGUUUUGGAUUUGUCAUUGUGUCAUCCGUCAGCAGGCCGGAAGCUGGAACCACUUUCGCUGGAAAUGCAUGUGUGGCCAUGCCUCAUAAAAUAGGUCGGAUAAUCGAGGGCAGCCCAGCCGACCGCUGCGGAAAGCUCAAAGUGGGAGAUCGGAUACUGGCCGUCAACGGGUGUUCCAUCACCAACAAAUCACACUCGGAUAUUGUCAACUUAAUUAAAGAAGCUGGAAACACUGUAACUCUACGCAUCAUCCCUGGAGAUGAAUCCUCCAAUGCUUCAUUACUGACCAAUGCCGAGAAAAUUGCCACAAUUACGACUACGCAUACGCCUCAGACAAUAUCCCAGGAAACAAAGAACAAUUCAAAACCAAAGCAAGAGCCCCAGUUUGAGUUCAAAAAUCCACCAGCCACUCAGCAACAGGAGCCAGAAUUUUAUACAGUAGAGCUUGAUAAAGGAGCGAAAGGUUUUGGGUUCAGCCUCCGAGGGGGACGGGAGUAUAACAUGGACCUUUACGUUUUACGUCUAGCAGAAGAUGGGCCUGCAGAGAAAUGUGGGAAGAUGAGGGUCGGCGAUGAGAUUCUAGAAAUCAACGGAGAGACCACAAAGAACAUGAAGCACACUCGGGCAAUUGAACUGAUUAAAAAUGGCGGUCGGCGAGUGCGUCUAAGUCUGAAACGUGGAGAUGGUUCUGUGCCGGAAUAUGAAGCCAGCAGUGACAGGAACAGCCCCACAGCCAGCUCACAAAAUCUUUCGAAAAUGAACACUAUGCCAUCAGAGAGACAUCCCAUGCCAUUGGAGUUCAGUUACCCACCAAAUACUCACAAGUCAUUACAGCAUGAGGAAAAACGGACUCACUUCAAAGACCCUAAGGGAAGCAGGGACUACAAUAGACAACAUAAUGACCAUCACACUUGGAAUGGGUCCUCUAAAAAUUAUUCUGUACAGAGUGGCCGAAGGGAAAGGUCUCCAGAGGCCAGGCGGCCAAGGCAAGGGGAAAGAAUGGCAGUCAAUGGACAGAAAAAAAUGUCUCCUGAAAAGAGAACUGAAGGGACAAGGAGUGCUGAAGACACUUUCGAAAGGAAAGAAAAAGAACGUCAUGAGAGAAGAAGAGACAGUUCUUCUCAAAGAACUAGGGAAAGGUCACCUGUACGAAAAAGAGAUGGGUCACCCACCCGUAGACGAAAGUCACUGGAUCGCUUUAUGGAUCAAAGAAGAUCACCGGACCGAAGAAGAGAGAGCUCUCCUGAACGAAGAAGAGCAAAGUCAUCUGACAGAAGAAGGGAAAGAUCUCCUGACAGAAGACGGGAUCGUUCCCCCGAAAGAAGGAGAGAAAGGUCUCAAGAAAGGAGGAGGGAAAGAUCUCCAGACAGACGAAGCAGAGAUCAAAAAUCCAGCAAUCGAGACCGGGAUGAUCAUAGUCUGAAGUCUGAUACUAUGAGAAAUGCUAGACAUCCCCCAGAUCAACGGAGGAGAGCCUAUAAGGAAUGUAGCACAGACCUCAGUAUCUGA
Messenger RNA from Staurois parvus, 2034 nucleotides. NCBI's taxonomy places the organism in Eukaryota, Metazoa, Chordata, Amphibia, Anura, Ranidae. The record is from the annotation of a GenBank genome assembly.